This is a messenger RNA of Trichobilharzia regenti, 1025 nucleotides long. The record is from the annotation of a GenBank genome assembly. Lineage: Eukaryota; Metazoa; Platyhelminthes; Trematoda; Strigeidida; Schistosomatidae.
AUGACUGAUGCCGUUAUGAUACCGUUAGAAAAUUUAAAUAAAAACGACAAUGAACAAUGGAUUAAGACAGACGAUAAAAAGCAGCCUGAAAAUGGUGAAAUAUGGUUUCGGACAACUUCCUCUCGGUUUCAAAUUAGUGUUAUUUUAAGAAGAAAUAAAUAUGACAGUCGUUGUGGUCAACACCACGAAAGCGAGAAACAUAAGGCCUUAUUCAACACUGAACAUGUAUCAAAAUGUUCAGUUUACUUGACGUCAGACUUUGUCUUUUCAUCAUCAUCCUCAUCAUCAUCGUCAUCAUCAACUACAACACUGUCUUCGGAACACCACUGAAUAGUUGUCAUUACUAGUAUUAUUGGGAUUCGGGUGAAUUAAAACAUCCCAUUACUAUUAGAGGAAGUUUUCUAUUGCUGAGUAAUGAUACUCUGAGAAUUUAUCUGAGUAUAUUCGGAGCAAAGCAGUGUAAACCAGUAUGGUCUAGAGAUGAUUUGUUGGAGCUGGAACAAACUUGUCAAUACAAACUGAUCAAAAGAGACCAGAGCGCAUUGAAUUUCAACAAGGAAAGAGCACACAGUUUUGACAAUAUUCGAGAAUUUAACAAACGACAUUUUGAUGAAGCGUUGACAGUGUCAGAAUCAAAAAGUGAUCACGUGAGAGGUUGGUUAAUUAGCGCGUUAUCGAUCAAGUGAUAGUUUUCCACUUAGUUUACCUGCAGAUUUUCACAUAAACAUAAAUUGUGAAGCAGUUCAGACAACCAUCGCUUCCGAUUUGUGAUUUAACAAAUUUACACAUAUGGCAUAGACUUUUGCUUUGUAAUACUCUAGAAAUAAUAAUAUUCAUACUUUGAUUAUAAAUUAAUAUCUCCUAAGUUAAUUGUGGAGAUUGCUAAUCAAAGGCACUUGCUCUUUCUGCUUUCACUCAACCUUAUCAAAAUACCUUCACAAAAUAAGUGAGGAGUACACUCUACGUUUUCUAACGUAAAUCUACCAUUGGUCAUCUCUUAUCAACACAGACAUUCGGAUGAAUGU